AUGGUUGCUCUCAAAUACACUACUAUCCUGGCAUCGAGCAGUUGCGCCCUCACUCCGCCAGAUAGAUGUAAGCAAUACCCACACCCUCUGUCUAUCCAGGUCUCCGUCACCUAUAUUAACUACACCGACAUUUACUACGUAGCCUUUGCUGAUGAAGGUGUUUCUAUCUCUAAAGGCUCAAGUGGAUUGCAAGGUAGCUGGAAAGGCAUCGGUAGCUUUAUGGAUCCUUCCUUGGACAAACGUAACGUCGAGUAUGUUAUCAGACGUGACUCUGCAGAGAUUUCAAUCUCUGGCUCAAUCAAUUUCAAGUCGAUCACACCCGCUCACUAG
Messenger RNA from Fusarium venenatum, 330 nucleotides. RefSeq lists its product as uncharacterized. The record is from RefSeq and is a predicted model, not a curated record. NCBI's taxonomy places the organism in Eukaryota, Fungi, Ascomycota, Sordariomycetes, Hypocreales, Nectriaceae.